CACUCUCGGGUGUAGCGGAUGCAUUGCUCUUCCAUCCACGAACUAGCAUUCCACACUCUGUUUGACGCCGUCCACCGUUGUCUGCCCUGCGUGGUUGUUCUCGGGCAAGCAGUGAAGAAGGUUGGAACCCUAGGGCUUUUUCUACUUCCAAAAUCCGCAUAGAGUAGAGGUUGCAGCUCCCCUUUUGCAAUUGGCUCAAUUGUUAUCCUCUACCUUGCGUCAGAGAUGGCAGAAUCAAUUUGCAGAGUGCUACGGGAUGGUGCAUUAGAGGGAGAACACGCACCUGCUCUAACAAUUAAGGAUUCUCUAGAUUCUCCUUUUGCCUUUGAUGUAUUCUCUUACAUCCUAGUUCAACUCUCAUCUCAGAUUUUAAGAGGAAAAUCUCAGGCCCGAGGUAUAGUUAUUGUUGCAGUUUCCUGGAGUCCAUCAUCUUAUAUUGCUUUUUUAAAGACAAAAGGAGUGGACAUUGAAUCCUCUCAGAAAUGCAUUCGCAUUUUGGAUUGCUAUACAGAUCCUCUUGGUUGGAAGGAUAAAAUAUGGAAAUCUAGAAAUAUUAAGGAUAUUACUUACCAAGGGGCACUUAUUUCUAGUUCUUAUAAAGCUAUGAAGGAUUUGGAAAAGUUGUUUUCAGUAAUCAUUGAACUGGGUGGAGGACUAGUUGGAGAGAAGAAAGCCCACAUUUGUGUUGCCAUAGACUCGCUAAGUGAGCUGUUGAGACUUACAACUUCACAGUCCGUCUCAAGUUUUUUGAGCAAUCUGCGGAGCCAUGAUCAGAUUUCAUGUAUAUUUGGGUUAUUGCAUCCCGAUCUUCAUGAUGAUAGGGUUGCAGCUGUUCUUGAUUACAUGUCUUCCAUGGUGGCCAAUGUUGAACCAUUUCAUCAUUCUUUAAAUGGUCUGAGAGGUAAUUCAGAAAGUUCCUUGUCUGAACAAAGUUUUACCAGGGGAAAGUUCAAUGUCAGGUUCAAGCGCAGAAAUGGGCGAGUUAGAGUGAUGUGUGAGGAAUUUAAAGUUGAGCCAGAAGGAAUUAGCUUUACUUCUGUUUCAUCAGUAGAUAGAAUGACCAUUUCAGCUCUGCUGCCAAAGGUACAAUUCAAUCUUGAGCUGUCAGAGAAGGAGCGAACUGAUAGGGCCAAUGUGGUGCUCCCUUUUGAACACCAAGGAAAUGGCAGACCAAUACAAAUAUAUGAUGGUAGAAGAUCGCUUGAAGAUUACAACAUUGAGGCAAAGGACACUUCAAGUGGCAAAAAAGGGUGUUCUGGCAUGGGUGAGAUUAUUUAUUAUCGUGAUUCAGAUGAUGAGAUGCCAGAUUCUGAUGAAGACCCAGAUGAUGAUUUAGACAUAUGAAUAUGCUCUAUAUUAUCAGAAGGACGUGGCCUUUGAUUGUAAUUUUACUGGGUAUCCUAGCACUUUGCUCCCUUUUCCCUUAAUUUAAUCGAGAUCAAAUCAUGUAUUUUUCCCCCCACUUUUAACAUCAACUGGAUUUAGGAACAAGUUUUUUCACUGAUGUGUAUAAGCAGGAGCUUUAAAUAAAGAGGAAGACAUAGGUACGAGAAAUUCUUGUAAUGAUUUGGUACGCUA
This is a messenger RNA of Prosopis cineraria, 1578 nucleotides long. Its product is annotated as elongator complex protein 5. Gene Ontology annotation, cellular component: elongator holoenzyme complex; cytosol; nucleus. Gene Ontology annotation, molecular function: tRNA binding. The transcript is spliced from 10 exons. NCBI's taxonomy places the organism in Eukaryota, Viridiplantae, Streptophyta, Magnoliopsida, Fabales, Fabaceae. The coding region runs from base 226 to 1344 and encodes 372 amino acids. Gene Ontology annotation, biological process: tRNA wobble uridine modification. The record is from RefSeq and is a predicted model, not a curated record.